CUCAGGAUCAGAGUGCAUGCUGUUGAAGUUAUUUGGCGAGAGGAAGAUGUGUCGUGUGCUGCAAGGGAGCAAGAGAACGCUGGCUUUGUCAAUACAUCAUUUAUAACCUGUGGGAACAUCCAGAAGCUGAAAAGAAAGAGGGUCAACAUCCCGACGUUUUCUGUUUGAUAUAGACAGGUAUGUUCUCAGAUGCCUUGGAGGCCGUAGGACAGGUGGAGGGAUUGACGCUGUGCCCUCCACAGACUCUCCCAGACCCCGAUGAUGAGGUGGAACUGGGCUCCGAAACAAAAAGACGAGGCAGAUAUCGCCAAAGCUUACAGAUACUCAAGCCCUUUCGGAUCACACACAAACAUCAGCACCCGGUGGACAAUGCAGGAUUUUUCUCCUUCAUGACCCUGCAAUGGCUGUCCCCUCUGGCAUGGAGGGCCCACAAAGCGUCCUGUCUCAAGAUAGAAGACGUGUGGGGUCUGUCUUGCCACGAGGCCUCAGAAACGAACUGCCAAAGACUGGAGUGGCUGUGGCACGAGGAGCUCAAGCGACGGGGGAAGGACGCGGCGUCUCUGUCCCGGGUGUUCUGGAGGUUCUGUCAGACCCGUAUGCUGGUGGCCAUCUUCUCCCUGCUCAUCACCAUGGUGGCUGGAUUUGUUGGACCUGCUCUGCUGAUCCGAGCCCUGCUGGAGUACUCUCAGUGCGCAGAGGUGAAGCUGCUGUAUGGUCUGGCUCUGGUCGCCGGGAUUUUCCUCCUGGAGCUGACACGCUCCUGGUCUCUGGCUUUAGUGUGGGCUGUCAGCUAUCGCACGGCCGCACGCCUCCGGGGAGCCGCGCUCACUUUCGCCUUCCAGAAGAUCCUGCGACUACGCAGCACUAAAGACAUCAGCACAGGAGAGCUGGUAAACAUUUGCUCCAGUGAUGGACAGCGUCUGUACGAGGCCGUCUCGGUGGGCUGUCUGCUGGCUGGAGGGCCUCUCGUUGGGAUUUUGGGUCUGUCAUACACCAUCUAUUUCUUAGGACCGACUGCACUCGUGGGAUCGGCCAUUUUUGUCAUCUUCUAUCCCACCAUGAUGCUGGCCUCCCGCUUGACAGCGUAUUUCCGUAAAAGGUGUGUGACGGUUACGGACCGGCGAGUCCGGCUGAUGAACGAGAUCCUGGGCUGCAUUAAGUUCAUUAAGAUGUACUGCUGGGAGACGGCGUUUGCUAACAACAUCCAAAGCGUUCGAUCAGAAGAGAGGAGGAUCCUGGAGAGGGCCGGCUGUGUUCAGAGCCUGACGGUGGGUGUGGCUCCAGUGGUGGUGGUGAUAGCCAGCGUGUGCACUUUCACUCUUCACAUGGCUCUGGGCUAUGAUCUCACCGCAGCACAGGCCUUCACAGUCGUUGCUGUUUUCAACUCCAUGACCUUUGCUCUAAAGGUCACGCCCUUGGCGGUGCGUGCUUUAUCCGAAGGCUCUGUGGCCGUGAAACGAUUUCAGAAGCUGUUUAUGAUGGAGGACAGGGAGCUGAUCUCAAACAGAACAGAAGAUCUCUAUAAUGCAGUGGAGUUUAAAGAUGCCACACUGGCCUGGGAGAAGACCUGCAGCUCACUGGGGAAAAAGAGCCGAGCCCAGCAGAAAAGAGGAGGCAUGAAGAGAGUUUUGAGGAGGGAGAAGCUGAGCUUGUACAUCACCGCAGAAGACGGCAAAGGGGAGAGCGAGGAACCCAAUGCAGAGCACCUCCUCACACACAUGGAGCAGGAGAGCCCACAGAGCACCAUCUCCUCCACACAGAGCAUCCGACCUCCGCUGCACAAAACCCUGCACCGCAUAGACCUCUGCAUCCGGAAGGGGUUGCUGCUUGGGGUUAGUGGAGGAGUCGGCAGUGGGAAGAGCUCGCUGCUAUCUGCUCUACUUGGACAGAUGACCCUUCUUGGCGGCUCAGUAGCUGUAAACGGAGACUUCGCAUAUGUUGCUCAACAGGCCUGGAUCCUCAACGAUUCCCUCAGGGAGAACAUCCUGUUUGGAAAAAAAUACAUUGAGGAGAAGUACAAUGCCGUUCUGGAAGCCUGCUGUUUAUUUCCCGAUAUUAUUGAGCUGCCAUAUGGUGAUAUGACUGAGAUAGGAGAGAGAGGAGCCAAUCUGAGCGGCGGUCAGCGGCAGAGAGUGAGUCUGGCCCGUGCGCUGUACAGCGAGAGACCCGUCCUUCUGCUCGAUGACCCCCUCAGCGCCGUCGACACUCGCGUGGGAUCGCACCUAUUCCACAGCGCCAUCCGCCGCACGGCCAAGAGCAGGACUGUCAUCUUUGUCACGCACCAGCUGCAGUACUUGCCUGAGUGUGAUGAGGUGGUGUUAAUGAAGGAUGGUCAGAUAGCGGAGCACGGCACACACGUCCAGCUGAUGGAGAAAGGCCGAGACUACGCUGCCCUUUUCAACAGCGUGCAGCAAGAGAACCUAGUGAGGAAGAACCUGAAAAACAAGCAGAGGGCCGAGGAGGAGAGCAGCCCGCAGUCCCUGCAUGUCAGCCCUGCAGCCAAGCCGCAUACUGAGAGCAAGAAAAGAGAUCAGCUCAUGCAGGCGGAGGAAAAGGGGAGCGGGGCCGUGGCCUGGCCCGUGUACACUGCUUACAUCAAGGCUGCCGGAGGGCCCCUGGCCUUCGUCGUGAACAUCCUCCUCUUCCUCUUCACCACCGGCAGCAUCGCCUUCAGCAACUGGUGGCUCAGUCACUGGAUCAGGCAGGGCAGCGGGAAUUCCUCACUGCUGCAGGCAAACCAGACCGCUGAGAGCGACAGCAUGCGACUGAAUCCGCACAUACAGUACUACUCCAGGGUGUACGUCUUAUCCAUGGGGGCGGCGCUCUUCCUGAAGACGGUGCGAGGGCUGGUGUUCGUCAAGUGCACUGUGCGUGCAGCCUCGGUUCUGCAUGAUAAACUAUUUAAGACUCUACUUCUGAGCCCCAUGCGCUUUUUCGACACAACACCCCUGGGACGCAUUCUCAACCGAUUCUCCAGGGACAUGGAUGAGGUUGACGUGCGUCUGGCGAUGCAAGCAGAAAUGCUGCUGCAGAAUGUGACAUUAGUGCUGUUCUGCCUGGGCAUGGUGGGUGCUGUGUUUCCCUGGUUCCUGUUCUCCAUCAUUCCUUUAGGGGCAUUCCUCUUCGUCGUCAACCGCAUCUCCAGGGUUCUCAUUCGUGAGCUGAAGCGCUUGGAAAAUAUCAGCCAAUCCCCUUUCACCUCUCAUAUCACCAGCAGUCUGCAAGGCCUGUCCACUAUCUAUGCUUACGGCAGGGGUGCUGACUUCAUACACAGGAAUCAAGCCCUGCUUGAUACAAAUCAAGCGUGUCACUAUCUGUUCAGCUGUGCUAUGCGCUGGCUGGCUGUGCGUCUGGACCUCAUCAGCAUUUCUCUCAUCACCACCGUCGCCCUCCUCAUCGUCUUCAUGCACGGCCGCAUUCCUCCUGCUUACGCCGGUCUGGCCAUCUCCUACGCCGUACAGCUAACCGGCCUGUUUCAGUUCACCGUGAGGCUGCUUUCUGAAACCGAAGCCCGUUUUACAUCAGUGGAGCGGAUCAAUCAUUACAUAAAGAACCUGGAAAGCGAAGGUCCUCGACAGAUCUGCGGCUCCUCCGCUCCUGCCUCCAGCUGGCCAGAAGAAGGACGAAUCACCUUCCAGAAUGUGGAAAUGCGAUAUCGGGAUGACCUUCCUCUGGUUCUGAAGAAUCUCUCCUUUAGUGUACUUCCAGAGGAGACCGUAGGGAUAGUUGGCAGAACGGGCUCAGGGAAAUCUUCACUGGGCGUCGCACUCUUCAGACUAGCGGAGCUCAGCCGAGGAUCAAUCAUCAUUGAUGGUGUCAACAUCGCUCACGUUGGUCUGGAGGACUUGAGGAGCAAGCUGUCAGUCAUCCCCCAAGAGCCGGUUCUUUUCAUUGGUACUGUCAGAUCAAAUCUGGAUCCUUGGGAUCAAUAUACAGAUGCACAGAUCUGGGAAGCUCUGGAGAAAACGCACAUUAAGGACAUGGUAAUCCAGCUGCCAAAUUCACUGCAUUCAGAGGUGACGGAUAACGGAGAGAACUUCUCAGUGGGAGAGAGACAGCUGCUGUGUGUGACCAGAGCUCUUCUCAGACACAGCAAGAUCCUGCUGUUAGACGAGGCAACAGCUGCGAUUGACACAGAGACAGACCGCCUCAUACAGGACACCAUUCGCACCUCGUUCAGUGGCUGCAGCACUCUCGUGAUCGCGCAUCGCCUCAACACUGUGCUGAACUGUGACAGGAUCAUGGUCCUGGACCAGGGGCAGAUUUUGGAGUUUGACACCCCUUCAAACCUGCUGGCCGAUGAAAACUCACGUUUUCGUGCCAUGAUAGUGGCAGCAGAAGAAACACUUAGCCACCCGUAAGAAGUCAGCAGGCACUGAAGACACGGAGCCACCAGACUGAAAUCCUUGAAGCUGCUCAAACUGAGAUUGUCAGUUUGUUUGUUGUACUUUAAGACGACGAUAUUGUUAUAGUUAGCACACAGAGAGACUAUAUAGUGUAUGAUGUCCUGAAGAAGAUGUUGAUGGCACUUUAUUUGUGUUACUGGCCUGCCGCAGAAGCAUCUGGACUCAGUCUGAACAAGUCCCCAACAAGACGACUCCCUUCUGCCUGUGUUUGGUCGAAGUAAAUUUUGCACACUGAUAAUGUAUUUGUUUUCCUGUCGUUCAGCUUUUUUUUUUUGCUUUAUAAAAGUAUGCAAGAUAUGUAUCGACCGUAAGGUAACCUGUUGAUUUGCCUUCUUUUUAUCUGGCAUUUUCAGGCAUAUAUGAAUCCAACCAAAGAUCAAUCGUAUCAAUCAUUCUGCACAAAACCUUUUAUUUUUAUUAGAAUGAUUUUGUAGCAUUUCCUUGUGCUUUCGUUGUUACUCAUACCGUGUACGUUUUGUGCCUCUGCUGUUACAUAGCUGUCAAAAGCAUUGUGCAAAUAGUGUUUUAGUGACAAAAAUGCACAAUGUGAGUUCUUGCAAUAAUUCAACGAGACCGUGCUGUUCUUAUUUGUAUUCUAAGUGCAUAUUUCUGUGUAAUCUUGUAUCACAUCUGCUGUGGUGUUUUUCAUUAUGCUGGGUUGAUUAUAUUCUCAGAAGAUUCAUGAAAUCUAAAGGGACUUCAGAAAUCAAGGUAGUUUCAUGCACACGUGGAGGCUGGGAAAUAUUAAUGCUAAAUAUCUCAUUCAUUCUCGAGGAGUGCCUGUACUACUUCACAUCAAGACUACACUGUGUGAUCUCUUCAGGAAUGGAUGACUUGGUUGUUUUUAUUUUUCAGGAUGAAAAUUGCACAUUUAGGUACCUGAAUUAUGCAAGAAUUUGGGUCUAUAUAUUUUUUUUUAUUAUUUAUUUAUUUUUUUUUUAUAAAUAUAUAUGCCAUACC
Molecule: messenger RNA, 5366 nt
Organism: Sinocyclocheilus grahami
Lineage: Eukaryota; Metazoa; Chordata; Actinopteri; Cypriniformes; Cyprinidae
Product: multidrug resistance-associated protein 5-like
Exons: 29
Coding region: 180-4361 (1393 amino acids)
Biological process (GO): transmembrane transport
Cellular component (GO): membrane
Molecular function (GO): ABC-type transporter activity; ATP binding; ATP hydrolysis activity
Source: RefSeq, a predicted model, not a curated record